Messenger RNA from Cladophialophora bantiana CBS 173.52, 450 nucleotides. RefSeq lists its product as uncharacterized. The transcript is spliced from 2 exons. NCBI's taxonomy places the organism in Eukaryota, Fungi, Ascomycota, Eurotiomycetes, Chaetothyriales, Herpotrichiellaceae. The record is from RefSeq and is a predicted model, not a curated record. The coding region runs from base 1 to 450 and encodes 149 amino acids.
AUGACUGCCUUUCUCGAUAAGCUGAAGGUGACUAGAAGCGAAGGGAUGUCUGGCAUUGGGCCAGGUCAAGGCGCCCUGAGAGACAAACUUGAAACGUCAAAUGGGCAAUCUUCAGGAGCAGAUCCCAGUGACGAACUAGGCAGUGGCAAGGGCCAAAAGCUAGACCGAGGACCCAAUACCUUUGGUGGGCCGUCCUUUGGUCGAACCAGCUCAAUCCCGAGGCAUGAAUCUGAAGCAUUGAACAAGAUGGAUCCCAGGAUUGGAUAUGAUGCAGAUGGUAUUCCUCAGGAGGAAUUGGAACGCUACGAAACAAAAUACGGCAAGCCUUCCGGUAACACCUCCGAUGCACGGAUGCGUGGAACAGACAUGGCGGGCAUCGGUCCAGAUCAGAGCGUCCUCGAGCAGACCCCGGGAUUUCGAGCCAGAAUGGCAGAUCAACCUGAAAAGUGA